This is a messenger RNA of Cydia pomonella (codling moth), 408 nucleotides long. RefSeq lists its product as uncharacterized. NCBI's taxonomy places the organism in Eukaryota, Metazoa, Arthropoda, Insecta, Lepidoptera, Tortricidae. The coding region runs from base 1 to 408 and encodes 135 amino acids. The record is from RefSeq and is a predicted model, not a curated record. The transcript has 2 exons.
AUGAUCCUAUACUUCUGGUCGGACUUUACUAUGAAUGGUAAAGGUAAGUUUCAUAGUAAAUGUAUAGAAGGCGAAUUAUUGCGAUCCACCUUGGAUUUAAAUAUACCGGUAAUUAAUGGACUCACUGAGAGUAUAGAUGUCACAGCAGGUGUCAAGCAGGGUUGCUUGCUUUCCCCACUGCUGUUUCUGAUGGUGCUUGACGACGUGAAGUGCAGGGUUACCAGCAGAGGUCGAAGAGGCUUGCCUUGGACAUCUGAAAACGACCUCGAGGAUAUCGACUUUGCAGAUGACCUCUGCCUUAUAGCAACCACGCGUGAGCAACUCCAAGACAAGGCAGAAGAUUUAGCAGAAGAGGCUGAAAAGGAAGGAUUGCGCAUUAACUACAAUAAAACAAAGGAAAUGUGCUAG